Cuscuta europaea is the source of this 3815-nucleotide messenger RNA. Lineage: Eukaryota; Viridiplantae; Streptophyta; Magnoliopsida; Solanales; Convolvulaceae. The record is from the annotation of a GenBank genome assembly.
GUUCUUUUCAUAAUGUUACUCAUACAUAUUUGUUAUAUCUUUAGAUCCUUAGAUUAAUGAUUGAACUCCUUGCACUCAUAGCUAGAAACAGAGUUUACAGUUUGCAUCUACGAAAUUCCAUGUUCCAAUUUCACAAAAGGCUCGAUCUCUUUGGACUGGAAUGGUUGAAAUAUUAUUUUAGUGAGGAUGAGUUUUCCCUGCGUUUCGGGGUGGAUUCUUUGGAAAAUGCUUCCUAACUCGGCGGCUUGUUGCUACGGUGGAGGAGAAUGAAAAUCUUGCACAGACCGCUUGUGACCGGCCACGAAAGCUAGCGAACCUUUAAUUAAGUUAAGUCUGCAAUCCACUGGAUGAACACUGCUCGAUCAAACCCGACUCGACAACCGCACCAGGAAUUUGAAGCUUGACCGCCUCUCGGCCAACCGCCGCUGCCUCAAUCUCAUUCUCAAACUCCACUGCCUUAUCUCCAACUCUCCCUCGCCAUAUAUAUUGUGGGAGGCCAGGUAAUACUCUACAUUAAAUAGUAAGGGUGUAACAGGGAUUAAAGAAUAAUACUAUACAUUAUAACGUGACUUUUUUGGCUUCAGCAAAUGGGUUUAGAAUUUCCCCUAUUAUUAUUAGCUAAUUCAGUUGUUUUACACUUUCAGGCAGCCCAUGUUUUUUUUCUUUAUUUCAUGUGCAGCUCAAACCAUUUAUUAAAAUAAACUCUACCCAUAUUAUAAAAAAAGCAACAGGAAUUGAAGAAACGUGAGUAUAUUAUGUACUGCACUGUACUGGCGUUUUUCUUGCGCAUACAUGUCCGGCGAUGAAGGAUGCCGUCACGCAGCAACUCCCUCCGGCCAAGACGGUGGUUGCUUCUACUUCUUCGGGCAAGCAGUGGUUCCGCUUGGUGAUGGAGUGCAGUCUACAAAACCUCUCUCUUUUUCCCUUACCUAUAAUAGUUAAUAUAAAUUAGGAAUCCUUGUGUAUUUUGGCAACUCUUAUUUUACUAUAAAUAUACCUGUCAGGACUCCUAUUGGAGCACGACUUUCCCGAUUAUCUCACAUGGUAUCAGAGCCUUAACCUAAUUUUUUUCUCUCUCUCCUAAAAUUCCACGCCGCCAUGAGCACUUCGCCCUACUCCAGCGCCGCAGCCAUGGUUUCUUCGGCCAUGGGCUCGGCUGCCGCUGCUGCCACUUCUUCCCGGGCGCCGGCGCACACAACAAUCUCUCCUCAGACGGCACAACCAGGCUUCUCCACGCCUCCGGCCGUCACAGCUGCCAUCUCGAGCGCAACCGGAUCCCCGGUGAUGACGCCGACAUCUUCAACGCUUUUUACCAAUUUUCCUCCACCUCCAAAUUUCUCUAUGCCUGCGCCUAUUCAUCAAUUUCAGUCGUUCCCAUCGCAGCAUACAUGGCCUACGCCAGCCCCUAUCCAGCCGCAAGAUCAUAAUCCACCGCCUCCAACGGUUUUGCAGCCGGCAGUGACGUCCUUCUUCGGCCCUACUUUCUCCGGGUCACUUGGAGUUCUUCGGCCGCCUGAUCAACCGGGAUUUGGCUCCCCGAUGUCUGCCCUUGCUCAGUCUGUUUCCCAUAUUACCACGGUCUCUCAAAUCAUCACCAUUAAACCGAAGGCAGUCGAGGAUUAUCUCACCUGGCGUACACAGUUUGAAUCCUUCUUGGUUUCUCAAGACCUCCUUGGGAUCAUGGAUGGCUCUAUUCAGGUACCCCCGAUGUAUACAGUUGAUUUUCUUAAUCGUCAAGUUCCAAACACAGAAUAUUAUUAUUGGCUUCGGGUAGAUCAAACAAUUCGUUGUUGGUUGUUUGCUACUUUAACUCGGGAUGUGUUAGUUGAUGUUCAUGACCUCAAACAUUCAGCUGCUAUCUGGGCUAGACUUCAGACUCACUUUAUGUCUGCUAGUCUACCCAGAUGCAUGGAACUUAAACAAUUGUUAUCUAAUAUAAAGAAGAAAGAGCCAAUCCAUGGAAUUCUAUUUAAGGGAAAUUAAAAUUGUUGUUGAUGCCCUUGCGGCAAUUAAUUCUCCUGUGUCGGAUAAAGAGAUGCUUCAAGCUAUUUUGGCUGGUUUGGGUCCUGGGUACCGGUCCUUUGUCACUAGUGUCUCUUUAUUCCCCGACCAAUUUCCCUAUGAUAUUCUACAACCCCGACUUUUGGAGGAGGAGCAACGGGUCUUGUCUGAACGCCAACAACAACCAGUCGCUGGACAUCAAGCCUUCGCGGUUGCUGCGGCAGGAGGUCAGCCACAAGCUGGCUACGCCAAUUGCGGCAGAGGGGGCCGCGGUAGGGGUCGCGGCAGGCAAGGUCGAGGACGCGGUAGGGGACCACCGUAUGGGUAUCAGCACCAGGCCACACCGUUUUAUGCUCCACAGCAGCCUGCACAUGCUCCACACCAUGGAUUCGGAUCUGCCCAGUAGGGCUUCGGGCAGCAGGGGUUCGGUCAUCCGCAUGCUUCAACUCAGGGGGUGCCUAAUUCUCAAGGGAACACUUUAGGUUCUGCAAGUAAUUCUAUUUUGUCAACUUUAAAUAUUAAUCCCUAUUUUACUUAUGAUACUUACACUAGCUCUGCAGGUUUUUCAUCAGGUGAGGGAAUUCUUGGUUCCGUUCCACCACCUGUUGUUUGUCAUCUUUGUUUUUCUGCAGGUCAUUCUGCACUCCAGUGUCCCUCUCGUUAUGCUCCACCGUCUGCACCAGCUCUGUUAACUUCCAAUGGUGACUCCAACACUGCUUUAUGGUACCCUGACUUUGGGGCUUCGGCUCACAUGACUCCGACGGAAGGACAAAAUCACGGGGACCAUCCUUCUUCAAGCUCCUAGUCAAGGUCAUCUAUAUCCAGUCAGCCUCAGCCCUCAGUCACCGCUUGCUUUGACUUCUCUUGAUUCGUCUAGCUCUCUUUGGCACCAUAGAUUAGGCCACUGUGGCAACUCUAUUUUAAAUACUUUACGUAGUCAACAUCAUCUAUCUAGUAACUUUAAGUUAUCUCAUGACUGUAUUUCUUCCCGCUUAGGCAAAUCUCAACGUUUACCUUUUACGGAUGCUAGUCAUAAUUCUACAAUGCCUUUACAAUUAAUUCAUUCUGAUAUUUGGCAAUCUCCUAUUUUAUCUAAUUUAGGUUUUAAAUACUAUGUCUGUUUUAUUGAUGACUUCUCUCGCUACACUUGGCUGUAUCCCAUGCGCACAAAGGCUGAAGUUUUUCAUCACUUUAAAUCUUUUAAAUCUUUAGUUGAAAAUCUUGUUAACACUCAAAUUAAAAUUUUUCAAAGUGAUGGAGGGGGUGAAUUUGUUAAUACUAAUAUGCAGCAAUUUUUUGAUACUCAUGGAAUUUAUUUUCGCAAAUCUUUUCCUGACACACCUCAACAAAAUGGGGUGGCUGAACGAAAACAUCGACAUCUGCUCGAAAUUACUAGGACUAUGCUUCUUUAAGCCUCUAUUCCUAGCCAGUUUUGGGUAGAUGCCAUUUUUACUGCUGCAUAUAUUAUUAAUCGUUUACCUUCUCCCUUGCUUGGUAACUCUUCUCCAUAUGAAAGACUCUUUCAAAAAUCUCCUGAUUAUGCUUUUAUGCGUGUGUUUGGAUGUUCAUGUUUUCCUAAUAUUUCUCCAUCUUCUGCAAAUAAACUUUCAGCCCGUUGUGUUCACUGUGUCUUUAUUGGCUAUGCAUCUGGUUAUAAAGGGUAUCGUUGUCUUGAACCUAAGUCUGGUAAACUUUAUGUCAGUCGUCAUGUUAAGUUUCUAGAAACUAACUUUCCUUUUUCCUCUUUAUCAUCCUCCUUCUCUGAGUCAUCCACUUCCUCUGACUUUCCCCAAUUAACUCUUCCCAACACCAUA